Molecule: messenger RNA, 3210 nt
Organism: Olea europaea var. sylvestris
Lineage: Eukaryota; Viridiplantae; Streptophyta; Magnoliopsida; Lamiales; Oleaceae
Product: putative late blight resistance protein homolog R1B-17
Exons: 3
Coding region: 154-2901 (915 amino acids)
Biological process (GO): defense response to other organism
Molecular function (GO): ADP binding
Source: RefSeq, a predicted model, not a curated record
UCCAAAUCUCCUUGAAAACCGACAGCAUUUUCUCAGCUCCUGCCUCAAUCUUUCCCCUCUUUCAACCGUUCACAUCGCCCAAAAAAAAAAAAAAAAAAAAAGGCAAAAAAGGAAGAAGCAGAUUUUGGCAUUAAGAAUUAAUAUAAGAAAGAAAUGGCCGAUGCAGCUGUAGAAUUUCUGCUAGAAACCCUAAAGCAACUGCUUCUUUACAGUGUUGAUCUGAUUCGUGACGUGAAGAGUGACGUUGAAUCUCUGUACAACGAGUUAGAUUUGCUAAAAGGUUUUCUCAAGGACUCGACAGAAAAGCGGAAUAGCAACGAAUAUAUGAAAUCAGUGGCGAGACAAACCAGGGAAGUGGUAUAUAAUGCAGAAGACGCUGUUGAAACAUUUGUUUCGCUUACAUCUGUUCCGAAGACCAAAAGCUACUUUGAAAAAGCUCUCCACGGCAAAAAUUAUGUGGCAAAUCUUCGAAAUGUGGCUGAAGAGGUUAAAUCCAUCAUGACGAUGGUGAAGAAUAUGUAUGAUAGCAAGAAGAUUGGUUUUGCUGCACUGCAAUAUGGGGAGGGAUCUGAAAGAAUUACAACAAAGAGAAAGGUUCCCAUUGUAGAGGAAGAAAACGUGGUGGGCUUUCAAGAUGAGGCAGAAAAAUUGAUCAAACUUCUGAAUGAAGGAUUGGAGGAACUAGAAGUUAUCUCAAUCAUUGGUAUGCCUGGCCUCGGUAAAACGACACUGGCUAAAAUUAUAUUUCGCGAUCCUAAAAUUGAAUAUGAAUUCUACAAUCGUGCAUGGGUCUAUGUUUCUCAAGAAUAUAGUAAAAAAGAGGUGUUCCUAAAGAUUUUGGGACAGCUUAUCAAGCUUACCGAUGAUAUGUAUAAGAUGGAUGCUGAAAGAUUAGCUAAUGAACUUCAUAGAUUUUUGGAGAAAGGAAAAUAUUUGAUUGUCAUGGACGAUGUUUGGAAAGAAUAUGUUUGGGAUGAUCUCAAACUGGCUUUUCCCAAGAACAAGAAUCGGAGUAGAAUUUUACUGACUAGUCGUAUACUUAGUGUAGGUAAACACGCAAACCCAAAUAGGGAUCCUCAUUGCUUGCGUUUUUUAACUCCUCAUGAAAGUUGGACAUCACUCCAACAGAAGGCACUAGGCACAAAGCAGUGCCUUGAUCAAGAGUUGAUAGAGCAUGGAAAACGUAUAGCCAAAGAAUGUGAGGGACUACCACUCGCAAUAGGGAUAAUUGGAGGAGUUCUUCUAGGAAAAGGUAUCGAAAUUUAUUGGUGGGAGAAAGUCGCGGGGAGGGUGCAUGCAUAUUUAAACCUAGACCGGGAGGAACGCAUGGAUAAACUUAUAGCACUUAGCUUCCAGAACUUACCGUAUCACUUGAAAGCAUGUUUUCUCUAUUUUGGGAUGUUCCCAGAAGACUUCGAAAUCCCAGUGUCGAAAUUGCUUCAGCUGUGGACUGCUGAAGGAUUCAUACAAAAAGAAGAAGGGAUGAACUUGGAGGAUAUUGCAGAGGAAUACUUGGAGGAUCUUGUCAACAGGAAUUUAGUAAUGGUUGGAAAAUGGAAGUCAAAUGGUAAAGUUAAAAUAUGCCACGUUCAUGACAUGCUCCAUGAGUUUUGCAAGAAGGAAGGUGCAGAACAAAAUUUUUUCUAUGAAAUUAAAGAGUUCAAUCGAGGUACCUAUUCAUUUUCCAGUACCCUUCCCUUUGAUGAGUACCGUCGUCUUGGCGUUCAUUCUGGCAUUUCUAAUUUUAUCUCGUCUAAACAAUUUGGUCCUCGUGUUCGGUCUUUGUUGUGUUUCUCUGGCGAAGAUAUUACAUUGUCACUCGAUCAUGUUUCUUCCAUCCCUGGAAGCUUUAAGUUGCUCAGGGUGUUAGAUGGUAGACCCAUCACUUUCCCUCGUUUUCCUUCUGACCUAACUCAAUUGAUUCAUUUGAGGUAUCUUGUUCUCUCCAUUGCCUUCCAAGUGCUUCCCGCAACUAUUUCCAACCUCAGGAACUUGCAAACUCUCAUAGUCGUGACAUCGUUACGCACCCUUGAAAUCAAAGCAGACAUAUGGAAGAUGAUUCAGCUCAGGCAUCUUGAAAUAAAUGCAUCCACAUCUUUGCCCAAAACAGGUAAGAGUAAAGAAGACUCUUUGAUGCGAUUGCCAGCUGUCCUUACCAAAACUAGAAAAUGUAAAGAAGACUCUUUGAAAAGUGGUAGCCUAGUAACACUUUCUACAAUAUCUCCUGAGAGUUGUUCUGAAGAUGUCUUUGCUGCAGCUCCAAACUUAAAGAAAUUGGGUAUUCGCGGCCAAUUAUUUAAACUUCUGGGGGAUAAGGGUGGAUCUACUUUGUUCGACAGUCUGGGGAAAAUUUUGGUUAAUCUUGAAAAUUUGAAGCUAAUGAAUGAUGUAUUUCCGGGGUCACCUGCUGAAGGAAAACUAAGCCUACCUCAAAUGUACAAAUUUCCACCGAAGCUAAACAAGCUAACGCUAUCAGACACACUGCUUGAUUGGAAGCACAUGUCUACGCUGGGAAAAUUGGAAAACCUUGAGAUUCUCAAGUUGAAAGACAAUGCAUUUGAGGGAAUAAUGUGGCAGGCAGAGGAGGGAGGUUUUCGUGCUCUCAGGAUCUUGCAUAUUGGAAAGACAAAUUUAGUUUCUUGGAAUGCUUCAGCAGAUCAUUUUCCAAAACUUUGGCGUCUUUAUCUUAAACACUGCAGUUAUCUCUAUGAAGUGCCAUCAGGCCUUGGUGACAUUUCAAGCCUACAAAUAAUGGACUUGUACUGUACCUCCAAAUCAGCUGCUGCUUCUGCCCGAAAAAUUGAACUGCUUAAAAAGAACUUUCAAGACCAGCAAAGCACCAAAGGCAGUGGAUUUCAGCUUAACAUUUAUCCUCCAGACGCUCCAGCCAAAAAUCAGUGAUCACACGCGGGGAUAUACUGUAAAAGCUUGCAAAUAAAUCAAUGAGUAACAAUGCCAAGAAUGUUGAACAAAUGGAGUUUUGAUGCACGGUGACAUGGGUUUGCUUCCGGAUCUCAUUAUGCUAGCUGGAAUGAAACAAACUGUUGUCCUCAGUUUAUUGUAUGUUAAACUUGAGAAAUUUUGCAUUUUAUUUUGUAUAAUGUGUUGAAAUAUUGGUACUUUUGACCUUGCAUCUGUGUUAUGACUUCUGAGUUGUUUUUGUGGUUGAGUGAUCUUGACAUUGAAAAAUGAAACUUGCAUUUCAUUGAA